This is a messenger RNA of Hyaloperonospora brassicae, 5085 nucleotides long. NCBI's taxonomy places the organism in Eukaryota, Oomycota, Peronosporomycetes, Peronosporales, Peronosporaceae. The record is from the annotation of a GenBank genome assembly.
AUGUUCAGCUCAGGAAGCGGAGGAAGCGGCGGUUUCGACAGCUUUCGGACGCAAAAUACGAAUCUAUUUGGACCAAAUGAAGGUAUUGAUCGCUCCGCUGCCUUCACGUUUCCAGGAUUGACAGCAGUGAACUCUUUCCAGCCCAUUGGAAACGUUCCAGACGUAACUACAAGGUUUGGACAGAGUCGGGGUGGCAUUGGAAACCAAUUGCCGCUGCCCUCGAGCAGUUUGGCUGGAACCCGGAGGCCAGAAGGAGACUUUAGUGGCUUUCCGCAAAGAGGGUUGGCUCGAAAUACGUCCAUGGUUUCAGGUAGAUUCGGUCGCGCUGCGACAAGUGGAAACCCGUUUGGGCUGACGAAUCAGAGCACGGCAGAGAACAACGAUCGAUCGAGUAUGACACUUGAGUUCACGCCGUCUUUCAGUCACGACGACAAUUUGUCAUCAACGUCAACGAGCACGCGCUCUUCGAUUGGAUCAGCGACAGAAGGAAGUGGACAGUCAUUGGAACAAGUGUUUGAGCCUGGUGGAAAUACACGGGGGGUCGUAGAAUUUGACAAUGAGGCGAUAGGCUUUGGCACAAGCAGCACACCAUUUCGUGCAAACGGCAGUGACUUUGGUGGGGGUCCAACUGUUUUUGGAGCGCCUCUAUCCAAGCGCGGGUCAAAUGCCUUUUCGCAAGGACCAGACGGAUUCGAAUCCGCUAGCACUGCAGCGCCAUACAUGUCGCAGAUUACAGUGUUUGGCAACCAACCUUCCGGCGUUCGAGUACAAAAAAAGAAGCGGGUUUCUCCGAACGCGGCUACCUCUCCUUCUCGUGCAGUCGAUUCUUUCGCUGCCGCCACAAGUAGACGUGGAGCACCAAGCGCCUUCCAUAUUCAAACCACGUUUGGUGCAGCAGCUGGUGGUAAUGCCCCGACGACCUCUCACUUUAUUCGGAAGCCUUUUUCUGAUGAGAGUGCUGCUGCUGUCACUGCCUUCGGCGGUACCCGCGAUAAUCGACAUCCCGUCUCGAACAAUAAGUAUGAAGCUAUGGCUGGAGAAUUCCCGAGUACCAACAAGAAGGCGUCGAUGGAGACGCGAAUGAGUGGCACGAGCAAAGCUUCGUUCGGGUCAAGAAAACGUGGCAAAGGAUCUAUCGCUAGGGCGGAAUCGGAUUCGAAGCAUGUCGGUGAGCGCCGACGCACUGCCAGUUAUAGUCCGCUAACUAUGCUUAGCGCUGAUGAUCCUGACGAUGACAUAAGGUCAAUAGUGAGCCGAACAAAAGGAAAUGCCGGGAAGCGUCGACAAUCUCGGCAUCAGAACCCAGUGUCGAAUACGCAUGAUGACGAGACCUCAUUUGUCUCCAUGUCACCUGCUAUCGUCGGGGACAGAGACGAAAACAACAAGGCACAGCUAUCGGCAGCUGCGAACCUGGAUGGUCUUUGUACCGAUAUGUGCAGUCAAGUAGAACGAGAGCUGCACAUUCGUGUAGAUGAAUUGAGCGUGUUCGAGAAGUGCUUUCCUGGCCAAUAUGGGACCGAACGCGAUACGAUUAUCAAACGUUUUCAGCGCAGUUCGGCUGAUCACAAGUUGGACAUUCCGGACGAAAUUCGUCCUCCAGGUGUUCUUCGACGCACCCAGUUGUACAUUGAACAAGCCAUUAUGGAUUUAGAUCGGUGUGGGUUGGACCCACGAUUCCAGCCGCCUCGAGCUCCAGAGCCGAUCGAGUUGUAUAACUUCUGCUGGGACCGUUUUCGAAUGAUUCGCAAGGACUGUGUUUUACAGAACUACCGUGGUGCAGGGGGUCGUGUACAUCCCAUCGUGCUGGACAUCCACGAACGUAUUGCGCGGUACCACGUCCUCAGCGAGCACGAACUCAUCGAAACACCAAGCUUUGUGGCUCAGCAAAACAUGGAACAGCUCGGGCAAACGCUCAAGUCGCUGAACGAGCUGUAUGACGAAAGCCACAAGGUGGCAGACCCCGCGUACUUUAGUCCUUUUGAAGCCGAGUUCCGCGCGUAUUUCAUACUGUGUACACUGGAUAAUGGCCGCGGCAUGGAUGUGCUGAAGUAUGUCAAAGACCUGCCGCGCUUUAUUGUGGAAAGCAGUCAUGUCAAGUUCGCGAUGCGCGUAUUUGUUGCUCGUCAAACUGGUGACUACUAUCAGUUCUUCUCGCUUCUUCGUGAAGGGACGUAUUUGCAGUCAUGUCUUCUCUCCCGGUACAUUCCGAAUGUCCGGUCUUCGGCGCUGCUUCGUAUGAAUCGAUCGUAUCGCAGCCAGACUUACCCACUGGAGGACUUGGCGGAUCUGUUGUGUUUCGACGACGUUGAGCAUGCCUAUGCAGUAUGUCGUGAACAUCAAAUCGAAAUAAUUGGCCACCCUGAUAUCGACGACGAAAACGAGAUCCUAGUAAAGUUUGGUGGCAGCUUCGAAACAGAUGCUCAACUUCGGCGGAACAAUCGGCCACUCAAGAUUCGGGGUUCGACUUUUUUCAUCGGAAUCAAGCAAGGAAUCUUCUUACGCCGCGACGUCUGCCGCGGGGUAACAGAAUAUCCUCGAAAUGACUACCCAGCCCUAAGCAAGUUAAUUCAAGAAAUGGAGCAGGAAGAACAGGCUCGGUUGUACCCAGAUCGACCUGAGUACACGGAUAAGUACUCACGUUUUGUUGAUUUCACUGGCGAGGAUGCCAUAUCGUCUCUGGCAAGUGAUGAAAUCGAGACCGUGGACGACUACGAUAGUGAACAACACCGACCGAAGAUAGGUCAAAAACGACAUCUCGAAACGAUUGCACACAAACAACAGGAGCUUGAGCAGGAGAGGCAAAUGAUGCUUGAACGAAUGCGGAGGCUUGAGCAGGCAAAAGAAGAGAAGAGUCGGCGUGAACGAUAUAUAAAAGCUGCCGCCGAAGAAGCUGCGCGACGUGAAGAACAGAUAAGGAGGGACGCUCUUGCCCGAGAUAAGGCUGAAAAAGAAGCUGCAGAAGCGAGACAACGGCAGAUAGAACUGGAAGCACGAUUACGCGAGCAGAAACAGCGUGAACUACAAGAACAGUACAAACUGGCAGAAAGGGCUCGCGAAGCAGAGCGGCAACGACUCGCGGCGUUACAACACGCCGAAGCUAUGAGGGCAAAGGCGGCGGAAGAAGAACGACGUCGACAAGAAGAACGGCAAAACAAAAUCCGACGAAAAGUAGCAGAAGAGCUUGAGCGACGUCGACAGCAAGAGCUAGCGGAGGAGCGUGCUCGCCAAGCUCGCGAAGCUGAGCUUGAAGCCCAACGACAAGCACAGCUUGCGAAAGAGCGAGAAAGGAAGAGGGUGCGCCGGGCUGGAAAGCACCGGCUUGCAGUCUUAAAACUAAGACUACAUUUGUGGAAGAAGUAUGUGCAAGUGUCUCGUAAUGGCCCUGGACCAAUUUCAAUUGAUGCGACGAAGCUUCGACUUGGCCGGCCUCAUCAAAAGGCUAAAGAUAGCAUCCAGUGGCUUUUCGGGGGAACUGGUAGAGUGUCUGCUCCACCGACGAAAAAAACGCGAUUGUCAAGUGCGGCAGUAGAUGCGUCGCCUUCACAUGCCGACAUUCUAUCGCUUUGGUGCGCAGACGACAUCCAAGACUUGGUCAGUGGUCCACUUUGUCGACAAAACCCUGGAUUGCCAUCAAUCGCGUGGAAACUAGUGAUUGCAGAUUUAAUGGAUGGAGCUUCAUCGUCGUUUGGCUUGUGGUGCGCAGUCCGGGCCGGGGCACAGAAUGUGUCUGUACCUGAGCGUGACUGCCACCGCACGUUCCAAUGGAGUAUUGGCAAGGAGCAGGGAGUCGCCGUGUGCAGCCGGUAUCUCGAUUCGACGUUUACUGAGCGGAAUACACACAAGGCGCAGCAAGAGAAGCUCGCUGGGACUUCAGCGAUUCUGUUGCCCGUAGAUGUGAGCACACUGCAUGUAGCUAGCAAUUGCAGUAGCUGGGUGCGGCAAGUGGAAGAUCUGCUAGCGUGUCUGAGCGCGGGGUGCCGUGUGACACUAUUUGCUCUAGGGUUUGCUUCGACGGAAGUCGAGUCGUCUCGGAAACUCCUCGUCACCACGCUUGAGGGCUGUAUGGAGCGGAUGCGAAGUCGAUUUGCUUCGCAGGUGGUUCAUACUCGCGUUGAAGUGAUGGACGCAGGCGACUUGCUUCCUCACAAGUUCAGGCAAGUGUUGAAAACGAUUGCAACGUUGUCUCCUCCAGUGCGCCACCUCGAGAGUGUUGGCCUGAAGGAGCUUCUAGAGAGCAGUAUGGGGUCGAUGCUGAACCGAUUUGAAGCGUCAGUUGAGAUCCAGAGCAAUAUUUGCGAUGUUUUCCGGCGCGUGCAUGAAGACAUUUGUGCGUCUGGUGUAAUGGACCUUACGUACUCGCCACCAGAGGUGCAAUAUGCUGUAAUGGCCCCCUCGUAUGACUGGAACUCGGAGGAGAGGCGAGACAAGAUCAAGACGAUUCUGACGGCACUUGAAGCCACUCGCAUUGCCGUCGUGGAUUCCUCGGUCGCUUGCGACGAGGCAUGUGACGUUUACUUCAAAAGAGUGGCAAACUUCAUUGAUCGCCUGUUUGAUUCACAUUCAGCAGCUCCAGCAGUGUCAACGUACGAGCUCAAGAAGACAAUUUUCAGCGCGCUUCUCCCCGUUCAUGAGGCCUUGACACAGGACAGUAGGAGAGAGCAAGUGACUCCACGGAAUGCUGAUGUGCUACUGCCAUGGCGGAAGAUUUUCAAAGAGAUAUACGAGACUUUCUUCGAGACACUGGACGACAUCACGAUCUAUUAUCCGGCUGAUUGGCGCAAGUUCGGGACGACUGUGUCGACUUUGCUGGAUGCUGCGCACUCUUCGAUUUGGGCAAAGCUCAGCGCAAGCUCCAAAAAGACCAAGGGCGCCGUCGUGGAUGAUUCCGUGGCACGAGUCACUGUGCAGAGCAUCAGGAAGAGCUUUGGACUCUCGAAAGCGCCGGAUGGAUCGACCGUGCCACAAAAGUAUCGAGCAAUGGACGAAAUAAACCGUCUUCGAGCGGAGAUCAAGAGCGAGAAGGCCGUGACGACGCAGUUUCAGCGCAUGCUUCGCCAAGCUCUUGAUCGAUGGGAUCAAGCGUAG